Messenger RNA from Girardinichthys multiradiatus, 2995 nucleotides. RefSeq names its product BRCA1 associated protein-1 (ubiquitin carboxy-terminal hydrolase) (gene bap1). The transcript has 17 exons. Gene Ontology annotation, biological process: protein deubiquitination; ubiquitin-dependent protein catabolic process. Lineage: Eukaryota; Metazoa; Chordata; Actinopteri; Cyprinodontiformes; Goodeidae. Gene Ontology annotation, molecular function: cysteine-type deubiquitinase activity. Gene Ontology annotation, cellular component: cytoplasm. The record is from RefSeq and is a predicted model, not a curated record. Bases 156 to 2327 code for a protein of 723 amino acids.
CGUUAGCGACCAGUGUUCUCUAUUGUGUUUAUGUUGAGCUGUCUUCGUUUUGUUUCGCCAGAGGAAACGGGGUUGAGCUAUAAAAUAUAUUUAGCCACCUCUGGACAUGGACUGGAAUAUAUCUUAAAUAUUAGGCUUCUGUGAACACGUUCAAAAUGAAUAACAAAGGCUGGCUGGAGCUGGAGAGUGAUCCAGGAUUGUUUACUUUGCUAGUGGAAGAUUUUGGUGUCAAAGGCGUCCAAGUUGAGGAAAUCUAUGAUCUGCAAAGCAAAUGUCAAAGUCCUGUUUAUGGCUUCAUCUUCCUGUUUAAGUGGAUUGAAGAGCGUCGGUCCAGGAGAAAAGUCAACACCUUGGUGGAUGAGACCUCGGUUAUAGAUGAGGAAAUUGUAAAUGAUAUGUUCUUUGCUCAUCAGCUGAUACCAAACUCAUGUGCCACUCACGCUUUGCUAAGUGUUCUUCUGAACUGCAGCGGAGUCGAGCUUGGCACCACCCUCAGUCGCAUAAAGGCUUUUACUAAAGGCUUCAGUCCUGAAAGCAAAGGCUAUGCUAUAGGAAAUGCUCCAGAGCUUGCCAGGGCACAUAACAGCCAUGCCAGACCGGAGCCCAGACAUCUGCCGGAGAAACAGAACGGGAUCAGUGCGGUGCGGACGAUGGAAGCCUUCCACUUUGUCAGCUACGUUCCAAUCAAAGACCGCCUCUUUGAGCUUGAUGGGCUCAAGGCUUACCCCAUUGAUCAUGGGCCCUGGGGAGAGGAUGAGGAAUGGACUGACAAGGCUCGCCGUGUCAUUAUGGAGAGGAUCGGCCUGGCCACUGCUGGUGAGCCGUACCAUGAUAUCCGCUUCAACCUGAUGGCAGUGGUGCCUGACCGCAGAAUGAAGUAUGAGUCUAAGCUGGAAAUUCUAAAGAGGAACCGACAGACAAUUCUGGAGGGUCUGCAGAAGAUGAUUCGGCUGACUCAGCCUGAGGUUGUCCAUGACAAGAAGCAGCAGAACUCCUCCUCUCCAGAUGAAAACACCAUCAAGAAGGAAGCAGACGCAGAUUCAGUCGACGAGUUAGGUGCUCAGUCCAAGGAUGGAGCUGGCCCCUCUGGAAGCUCAAAGGUCAGGGGAAAGCCACCGGCCCCAACAGGAGGAGUCAACCCCAUCGUUCAGCGCCUGCCUGCCUUCCUCGACAACCACAACUACGCCAAGUCCCCGAUGCAGGAGGAGGAAGAUCUUGCAGCUGGUGUUGGACGCUCUCGGGCAACAGCCCCUCCCCAGCCAUCGUUCUCAGAAGAUGAAGAUGAAUUUGAUGAGGAUGAAGAAGAAGCAGCAGCUUCUGCAAGUGCUUCCAGCAGAUUUAGACGAAAGGCGAGCCUGCGGUCCAGAACGGGACGAGUUGGAACUGGGAUGGAGAGCCAGAUUGCCCUCAAUGUGUUGGCAGAGAAACUGAAGAAGGAAGCUCAAAGAAAAGAUGGUGUAAAUACCCCUUUGUCUGUGCGCACUGAAGGUCGCACCGGGGGUAUCUGCAUCACGGCCGCCUCGCAGCCUUCUCCCACACCCAGCAACGAAAGUACAGACACAGCCUCUGAAAUUGGCAGUGCUUUCAACUCCCCGCUGCGCUCGCCGGCUCGCUCCCAGGCGGCCACACGGCCGUCGAGCCCAGUCGCGUCCCAUCUGUCCCGUGUGCUGUUCGGAGAGGAUGAAAUGUUGAGGCUUGACUCCAGACAUAAUCGGGCUGUAAGAGAACUUGGUCCUUCAGUCAGUGCGUCACUGCUACACCUACAGGAUGACGGAGUCAUCUAUGCUCUCCCUCCAUCUGGAGAUUCUGCUGAAGGCACGAAGCUCUGCACCCCUGAGAAGGUAAAACACAAAGUGAAAGAAGAUGAAAAAGAUGGCAUAAAAGAGGGAGAUGAGGGACCGUCUGUAGCGGUGAAGAAAGAAGAUGAGAAUGAAGAUGGAGCGGAGGUGAAACCUAGCAAGGAAAAACUCAACGUUACACAGUCUGGAGCAGACAGCAAACCCCCAGGGGAAAAGUACUCUCCAAAAGAGCUGCUCGCACUACUCAAGUGUGUAGAGGCUGACAUUGCGAAUUAUGAGGUGUUUCUUAAGGAGGAAGUAGAAAAGAGAAAGAAAUUUAAAAUAGAUGAUCAGAGGAGGACUCACAAUUACGACGAGUUUAUCUGCACAUUUAUUUCAAUGUUGGCCCAAGAAGGCAUGUUGGCCAGCCUCGUGGAGCAAAACAUUUCUGUGCGCCGCCGGCAGGGAGUGAGCAUUGGCCGGCUGCACAAGCAGAGGAAGCCCGAUCGAAGGAAACGCUCCCGACCUUACAAAUCCAAACGACAGUAAUCACAAACAGUCACCAUGAGCACCAAGCAAUCACAGCAAGGAAAAGAAGGAUGUUGCUGCACUUCUGAAAACCAUUCCUUUAGACAGUAUUGUGCUGUGUUGUUUUUUUGCUUCAUUAAAUGUACUGUUUUCGGUCGUGAACACGUAAAUGUUAGUAAUGCUUGCAUUAUUUUUCCCGGCUGAUCUUUUCCACAUUUUUGUCUUCAGUAAUUUCAUAGAGCUUAAGCUUAAGUAAAACCUCUGUAACUGAGCUAUUAACAAAAAUGUUAUAUUUCCUCAGUGCCAAUGAAGUAUUGAAUGUUUUUUGUCAUAUAUAGGUGGGCCUUUUUUAUUCUUUCAGUGAAUUUCAGCAUCCAGACAUUCAGUGGAGAAAUUUAGUCUGUAAUAUACUAUUUAAAACUGACAAUAUGAUUUUGAAAUGCCUUUUUCUAUUAAAUGUCUUUAUUUGUUCAUGUGUCUUUCUUGAGGUUCUGCAAAUAUAAAAACAUGUUUUUUGUGUUUGUACCUAUUCUGGAUCUCAGAGUGAGUCAUAAGUUGAAUGUGUUCUGCUGUUGUUUUUUUUUUUAUAUAUAUAUUUAUAUGUUAAUUGGCUAAUUGGCCUGUAUAAUAAAUUCAGUCAUUCUCUGCUCGCCUGUUUAUUCUGAAAUAAAGUUAGUUACAACACCUGA